AUGAAGUACCUUGGAUCCUGCAUAGUUUGGCUUUGUAUGGCAGUCUUUCUCCUUCCUGUUUCUACUUCUGUGGCUGUCAGUGACCAGACAGGUGCUGUGUGUCCUUUAAUGAAAACAGUUGCCCGUCAUCUCAAACAAAUCAACAGAGACAGUCGUGGUGUACCAGGAUUUGAUCUGGCAGAAAGCUUUUCUUUAAGGCAAACAUCUUGUGGUGGGGAAAAGAUCUGUUUUAAACUGGGAAGCGCACCUCUCAUUAGAGAUACAAGGCAAGUAUUUCCAAAUGGGCUUCCUGAAGAAUACGCUCUGGUUACUACGUUUCGUGUACGGCGAAAUACCAAGAAAGAGCGUUGGUAUAUAUGGCAAGUUUUAAAUCAGUAUGACACACCUGAGAUCUCUGUCCUCCUGGAUGGUACAAAAAAGGUGGUGGAGUACAUGACCAAAUCCUCUCAGGGAAAUAUACUGCACUACACUUUUAAGGGUCGAGAAAUUUAUCCAUUGUUUGAUCGGCAGUGGCAUAAGCUUGGUAUUAGCGUGCAGUCAGGGAUCAUUUCCCUCUAUUUGGAUUGUAAUUUAAUUGAGAGAAAGCAGACUGAUGAAAAAUUCACCAUUGACUUGCAGGGAAGGACACUGAUUGCUUCUCGUGCAGCGGAUGAUAAGCCUGUAGAUAUUGAACUUCACCACAUAGCAGUUUAUUGUAAUUCUCAACUUGCAACAGCAAAUACGUGUUGUGAAAUAUCUGCAGACUUGUGCCCACAUGAGGAGAGGUUACUUGAGGCUACGACUUCAUCACCAGUGACUGUUCAUGCCAGCAAAAUAUACACACUUCCAGGGAUGCAGCAAGAAUCUACACAGAGAUGCUACUGCUUUCCAAAUAAAGGAGAAGCAGGAUUGCCGGGAGUAGCUGGUUUGCCAGGCCAGAAGGGAGAGAAAGGUGAAAAGGGUGAGAUGGGUGUGAAAGGACCAGACGGUGUCGCAGGCCUGCCUGGUGAAAAGGGUGAACGUGGCUUUCCAGGUAGUAAAGGUGACGAAGGUGAAAAGGGUGAAAAAGGAGAUAAAGGAGAACCAGGACCAGAAGGCCUUCCUGGAAUAGAGGGACUAAAAGGUGACCCUGGUAGUCCUGGUGUGGCUGGUCCAAAGGGAGAAAAGGGAGAUGCAGGACCUCCAGGACCAGCUGCCUUGAGUGGUUUGCUGGAGGGUCCCCAAGGUCCACCUGGCAAAGAAGGUCAAAGGGGGAGACGAGGCAAACCAGGCCUUCCAGGAAAACCAGGGCCACCAGGACCUCCUGGUCCUUCUGGACUAAAAGGAAUCCUGGAUUCAUUGAACAAGCAUUAUAAUGAGAGUGAUACAAGACUACUAGGAGUACUUGGGACCCCUGGACUUAAAGGCCAGAAGGGAGACAUUGGUCAAAAAGGAGAAUUGGGAAUAACUGGUGCAAAAGGAGAAAAGGGAGAGCCUUCUGAAAAAGGGGACAAGGGAGAGCCAGGAGAGACUGGAAUGGAGGGUUCAAAAGGAAAUAAGGGUGAAAUGGGAGAUCCUGGACCACCUGGUCUUAUUGGAAAUCCAGGAUCAAAGGGACUGCAAGGCCCUCCAGGACCUGUUGGACCCAGGGGACUGCCAGGAGAAGCUGGCUUACCAGGAGAUCCUGGGGUACCAGGAAACCCAGGAAUUAAAGGACAGAAGGGUGACUCUGGUGGAAUUAUGGGACCACCUGGACAUCCAGGUCCAAAAGGAGAUACGGGGCCUCCUGGACCAAGUCUGCCUGGAACACCAGGUCCCACUGGUGUUCCUGGAAACCCAGGUCCAAGGGGGCCAAAGGGAGAAAGAGGACUACCUGGUGUACAGGGAGCACCUGGGGAGAUGGGGCCCCCUGGAAUAGGCAUUCAGGGAUCACCAGGUCCUAAAGGUCCCACUGGAUCAGCAGGCGUGCAGGGCCCUAGGGGACCUCCGGGAUUACCAGGAGCUCCAGGUACCCCUGGUGUUAAUGGCAUGCCAGGGAGAGAUGGAAAGCCAGGACUACCAGGUCCUCCAGGUGAUCCUGUUGCACUUCCACUUGUGGGAGACAUGGGUGCUAUACUGAAGGGUGAUCCUGGCACAAGAGGUCCUCCAGGCAUUCCUGGUAGAGAAGGACCAAAAGGAAGCAAAGGUGAACGUGGAUUUCCUGGGCUUGCAGGAGAAAAGGGUGAUGAGGGUCUUCAAGGUGCUCCUGGACUGCCAGGUAUACCAGGACCCAGUGGCCCAUCCGGAGUCACAGGAAGACCUGGACAUCCUGGUCCAGCUGGAGCAAAAGGAGAAAAGGGUAGUGAAGGUUCUCCUGGGAAACCUGGACCACCUGGGCCUCCGGGCAUGCCUUACAAUGAAAGAAAUGGAAUGAGCAGCUUAUAUAAACUGCAGGGAGGUGUGAGUGUUGCAAGUUAUCCAGGUCCACCAGGACCUCCGGGUCCAAAAGGAGAUCCUGGAACAGUGGGAGACCCAGGACCAAUGGGAUUACCAGGACUGGAAGGACUCCCAGGGGAAAAGGGUGACCGUGGACCAGCUGGUGCGCCAGGAGUGUCAGGAACACCAGGAAAGCCAGGAUCCCCUGGGACCCCAGGGUUGCCAGGAGAACCUGGUGAAAGAGGACCUAUAGGAGAUAUAGGUUUCCCAGGUCCAGAAGGGCCACAAGGAAAACCAGGGAUCAACGGAAAAGAUGGAUUGCCAGGUCCUCCGGGUGCUGCAGGGAGACCAGGAGACAGAGGACCCAAAGGAGAACGUGGAGAUCAGGGUAUUCCAGGGGACAGAGGUCCACAGGGUGAGCGAGGGAAACCUGGCCCAUCAGGAGAAAAGGGGGAUGUGGGUCCUGUUGGCCCUCCAGGAGACAGAGGCUAUCCAGGAUCACCAGGUCAUCAAGGUCCCCCAGGUUCACCAGGACCCCCAGGGUUUUCAGCUGAUCCAAUUUCACUUGAAGAAAUAAAAAAGUAUAUCAAACAAGAAGUUCUUAAGGUAUUUGAAGAAAGGAUGGCUCAAUUUGUAUCCCAGCUGAAGCUGCCUGCUGCAAUGCUUGCCUCCCAAGCUCAUGGAAAACCAGGGCCCCCAGGAAAAGAUGGGUCACCAGGGCCCCCAGGAAAGGAUGGUUUGCCAGGGCCACCAGGAGAACGUGGAAUCCAAGGUUAUAGAGGACAGAAAGGGGAAAGAGGUGAGCCCGGAAUUGGACUGCCUGGUAACCCUGGACCACCUGGCCCUGCAGCUGCUGGCCUGCCAGGCCCACCAGGAACAUCAGGCUCUCCGGGACCACAGGGGCCACCUGGAGUCAACGGGAGAUGUAAUCCAGCAGAUUGCUAUUACCACGUGUCACAGACUCGCCCACGCACCAGCAGGAAAUAA
This is a messenger RNA of Cinclus cinclus, 3360 nucleotides long. It is a transcript of the gene COL19A1, whose product is annotated as collagen type XIX alpha 1 chain. The record is from RefSeq and is a predicted model, not a curated record. Bases 1 to 3360 code for a protein of 1119 amino acids. The transcript has 49 exons. NCBI's taxonomy places the organism in Eukaryota, Metazoa, Chordata, Aves, Passeriformes, Cinclidae.